AUGAUCAGCCUGCUGUGUGUCAUUUUUCAGAUCUGGUGUGUUGUAGUGGAGGGUGGUGUAACCUCAGGGAGUGCUGAGGCUCUCGCUAAUAGGAGAAUGAAUAAAAAUGGAGGAGCCGCUGGCAACACCGCCAACACUGGGGGUCAAACUGGGGUCCAGCCAAAUGUUGAACCGGUCCUGGCACGCUUGAUCCAACUUGGUGGCUCACUUUUUAUCCAGCCUGUGGGUCAAGCUCCUGUGCAGCAGCUGCUCCCUAUUGGAGCUCUCCAGCAGGGUACUGUUCUUCUUCUGGGACAGACAGGUGGUGCUACUGGGAAUCCACCAGGGCAGAUGGCUCAGACUGGGACAGGAGGGCCAGUCACGCUGUUUGCUGUACUGCCGCAGAGGCACACUGGAGGGGCCCAGCAGGGAGCCCUGUUGACCCCCGGCCAUGUCCAACUGAUCCCGCUGUCUGUGCUCAACAACCAGCAGCAGGCGGGCGCUGCGGUUGGACAAGCAGCUGGCAGACUAAGGUUCCAGCGCUCUCUCGCAGCUCGCCUCAGGGGGAUACAGAAAGCGCCAGGCUCGACAGAGAUCGCUGAUGAAGAUGAUGAAGACGGCUCUGCAAUAGAGAAUGAGGACAUUCAAGAAAACUGA
Molecule: messenger RNA, 636 nt
Organism: Xyrichtys novacula (pearly razorfish)
Lineage: Eukaryota; Metazoa; Chordata; Actinopteri; Labriformes; Labridae
Source: the annotation of a GenBank genome assembly